Molecule: messenger RNA, 3125 nt
Organism: Manihot esculenta (cassava)
Lineage: Eukaryota; Viridiplantae; Streptophyta; Magnoliopsida; Malpighiales; Euphorbiaceae
Product: two-component response regulator-like PRR37
Exons: 11
Coding region: 404-2770 (788 amino acids)
Biological process (GO): cytokinin-activated signaling pathway; phosphorelay signal transduction system
Molecular function (GO): protein binding
Source: RefSeq, a predicted model, not a curated record
UCUAAAACCUCUCUCACUCUCUCUAAACUUUUUUUUUUCUUUUCCUUUCCUUUGUUUUUUACGGGUUUUAUGCUUUCGAAAUUUCUUAGCCAGUCAAGUUUUUUCCCUGCAACGUUUUUGAAAAGCAGAAGGAAUACGGAAGGGGUUUUUGAAUCGCGUUUUGAAGUUUUUUUUUCCUUGAUUCUUAGCACUAACAAGUUCAUUUGAUUUCAAGUUUUUGUAAUUUUUAAAUCUGAUUUUUUUGAUUUCAUCUGCUUCGAGCUCAAAUAAUGGAGCUGUUGUGAAUAUUUGCUCCCUCGAGAAUCUCUCAAUAAGCAUCUACUUGUCAUAGUAAAUUAGAAAGGAGUAGCUUGUCUAUGCAAUCCUAUGCAUUGCUCAUCAAUGGUCUUUCUGAAACUGGUUGAUGGUUGCUGCUGCAUUGACCAAUGCUUUAGUGGGCGAGAAAGGAUUGGCUGAUAGAAAGAACGAAAUGUGUUGUGAACAGAAGGAAGCUAGGAUUGGAGUGAUGGGUCAAGAUCAGGGUCAGGGUUUUGGCUCAUCUGAGGAUGGUGUUACCAGGGUUGAUGAUGCACCUGCAGCAGAAAACAAUGGGGCUGGAGGAGAAAUUCAGGUACAUGAUGGGUUCCAGAUAGCACAACAACAAUCUCAAAACUCUGUCAUACGCUGGGAGAGGUUUCUCCCUAUUAGGUCUCUGAAAGUUCUUCUAGUGGAAAAUGAUGAUUCAACACGUCAUGUUGUCAGUGCUCUACUACGGAAUUGCAGUUAUGAAGUUACUGCUGUUGCAAAUGGUCUUAAAGCCUGGAAAAUGCUUGAAGAUCCAAAUAAUCAUAUUGAUCUUGUCCUAACAGAGGUAGUUAUGCCUACCUUUUCUGGAAUUGGCCUUUUGUGUAAGAUUAUGAGCCACAAAACUCUCAAGAAUAUUCCAGUGAUAAUGAUGUCAUCCCAUGAUUCUAUGGGUAUAGUCUUUAAGUGUCUAUCAAAAGGUGCAGUUGACUUUUUAGUGAAACCCAUUCGGAAGAAUGAACUUAAAAACCUAUGGCAGCAUGUUUGGAGGAGAUGCCACAGUUCUAGUGGUAGUGGAAGUGAAAGUGGGACACAAACUAAAAAUUCCUCAGAGACAAAAAGUAACGAAGAGUCUGAAAACAAUUCUGAAAGCAGCGAUGAGCUUUAUGACUGUGGGAGCAAUGGGCCGAGUAAUCAGGACGGAAGUGAUAAUGGGAGUGGCACUCAGAGUUCAUGGACAAAAAGAACAGCUGAAUUUGACAAUCCUCUACCAAUAUCACCCGCAUAUCAAUUGGCUGAUGCUCCUGAUAGCACUUGUGCACAGGUGGUCCACUCAAAGCCUGAAACAACUAGUAACAGAUGGGUGCGCGUUACAGAAACAAAAGAAUGCCAGAAAAAGGAUGACAAACAUGAUGAUAUCACAAUGGGUAAAGAUUUGGAAAUUGGAGUAUCUGGCAAUCCAGAUGUACAAAGUAAAAUGCAAAGCAUAAUAGCUGAGAUGGAUACUAAGCCACUUGAGAAUGGGAAGUUGGAACUCAACAAUGAAAAUAUAUGUACCAAACUGAGGGACCAAACUCCAAAAACGGCUAGCGCAGAUGCCAAUUCUAUCAGUCCACAUGUUGAAAGAAAAAAAAAUGGUGGUUCAAGUGGUCCUGACAUCUUGCAACUCAAAGAUAAAUCACGCUGUGAAUCUGGAGAGUUGCCAUCUCUUGAGUUAACUUUAACAAGGCGGAAAGGAGUGAGAGACGAUGGAAAUGCUGUGAAUGAUGAUCGCAAUGUUUUACGGCAUUCAGAUUUGUCAGCAUUCUCAAAAUAUAAUACGGCCUCUUCUGCUAAUCAGGGUCCCAUGGGGAAGGUUGGUAGUUCUCCACUUGAUAAUAGCUCAGUUGCAACGAAGACAGAGACCACGCACAAUAUUCCAUUUCAUUUGACCGAUGUUCUCAAUCAGCAGUCUAAUGGCAGUAGCAACAACAUUGACAUGGCUUCCACAGCUAAAAAUGUUAACCCUAAGCCAGAAGCUUUUAAUGACAAAUCAGAGACUACAACAGCUUUCAAAUCAUUUCACUCUUCAGCCUUCCAGCAUGUGCAGAAUGGUAGUAUUUGUUCUCCUCAGCAAGUGAUACCCGGGAAGGUAGAGGAUGUGGGGUCUAACACUGUUCAUGCACCAUUUAUGGGUAACCAACAGCAGGUUCAAGUCCAGCAUCACCACCACCACCACCAUUAUUAUCACCAUCAUGUGCACAAUGUUCAGCAGCAUCGGUCAUCAGCAGACCAUGAUGAUAUCUCACUGAAGAAUAUGGCAGCAUUUGCUCCCCAAUGUGGAUCAUCAAAUGUGGUUGGAGAAAAAAUCAAAGGCAAUGCUGGAAACUGCAGCAUGAAUGGGAGUGUAUCAGGGAGUAACCAUGGUAGUAAUGGGCAAAAUGGAAGCAGCACUGCUUUGAAUAAUGGACUAACAAACGUAGAAAGUGACAAUAGGGAAGCUGGAAAUAGUGGAGCAGGUGGCAAAAGUGAGAGAAUCAGUGGGAAUGCAGUGGAUGAAGAUCGUGUUGCACAAAGAGAAGCUGCAUUGUCUAAGUUUCGCCAAAAGAGGAAGGAAAGAUGUUUUGAGAAAAGGGUUCGAUAUCAGAGCAGGAAAAGAUUGGCAGAACAGCGCCCUCGUGUCAAGGGACAAUUUAUUCGACAGACAACCUCUGAAUCACCAAUAGGAAGGGAUUGCCAAAGCAAUGACCUCACUUCUGAAGACAACUCUUCUGACAGUGUAAGAUAGCAGCACAAACAUAUGCAGAUUGCUAACCCAACCCUAGUCCCCCAUCUCGUACACCGGUUUGCGAACACGAGACUAGCAAUAGCUGUGUACGUGGGAAAAGGGUUCCAGGUUGUACUAGAGGAGAUUUUUCAGGUAGAGUUUGUUGCUAUGCACAACAUACAUUUAUUUGCUCAUGGUUAUGAACUUCGACAAGAUACUUUCUUUGUCUCAUGUGUACCUGUAAACUACCAUGAAUAUGUAAAUUACUCUGCAAUGGGAUACCUCUGGACUGUAACUCUCAUGUUGAUCCAUCGUUGAUUUCUAAUUCGACAGCUCAUAGCUCUUAUCGAAUAAAUUAAAUAGAUUUCAGAUAAAA